Molecule: messenger RNA, 684 nt
Organism: Drosophila guanche
Lineage: Eukaryota; Metazoa; Arthropoda; Insecta; Diptera; Drosophilidae
Product: vacuolar ATPase assembly integral membrane protein VMA21 homolog
Exons: 2
Coding region: 97-423 (108 amino acids)
Biological process (GO): vacuolar proton-transporting V-type ATPase complex assembly
Cellular component (GO): endoplasmic reticulum membrane
Source: RefSeq, a predicted model, not a curated record
UGGAUGAUAAAAACGAAUGGCAGCCAAAAGAAAAAACAAAAUAGUCAAAAAUAAUCAGAGUUUUCAAUUGGAAUAAGUUCAAAAAUAUUUAGAAAAAUGACGAACAAAAAUAAGAAAACCAUCGCCGGCAUUGGAGGCCCUGCUGCCCCCUCGAAACAGUCCAAACAGAAGUCUGAGGACUCCCAGGACUACAGCUCUUUCAAGACAGUGCUCUUCUACUGCAUGCUGAUUGUGUUCCUGCCUGUGAUCACAUUCUUUCUGAUGAAGGCCGUCGUUUUGGAUGGCUUCUUCGAGAUGAGCGAGGUCAAAGUUAACAUUUUCUCGGCGGUCGGUGCCGUGGUGUCCUUACACAUUGCUCUAGGACUGUAUAUCUACCGUGCCUACUUUGGAGCCGCCAGCUCCAAGGCACCGAAGGAAGACUAAGCUUCUGGAGACUGUUUACCAUUUCCAUUUAUUCGCGUUCUGUUAUAGAAAGUAUUAGCUAAGUCAAACGAAACGAUACACUUUUGUACAUACACCCAAUGUUUAUAUGCCCGAGAGGGGGAGGGAAAGCUGUCUGUAAAUGUGUGUAAUCGUUUUCUAUUGCAUAACUCUCGAUAGCAGCGGGAAAAACGUGCAACCCACUUUGUUGUCUAGUGUUUUGUGUGAAUAAUUCUGCAUUAAAAAAGACAUUAAUAAGUGAAA